CUGCUGAAGGUGUAUUAUAUCGGGGUUAAGGUGGUGCUGGAGCAGCUGUUCGGCCGAGCCUUCGCCGUACCAGGUACUCAUUGACGAGUGAAGCACCAACUGAAGGAACGUCAGCUAAGAAGCAAUGGAGAUAAAAAACGAAAGUUUACAGCCUGACCUUAAACUAGUUGCUCAUCCAAGAGCAAAGAGUAAGGUAUGGAAGUACUUCGGGUUUGACACCAAUGCCGAAGGAUGCAUUUUACAGUGGAAAAAGAUCUAUUGCCGCAUUUGCAUGGCCCAAAUAGCUUAUUCUGGGAAUACCUCCAACCUUUCGUACCAUCUUGAGAAAAAUCACCCUGAUGAGUUCUGUGAAUUUGUCAAAAGUAACACUGAGCAGAUGAGGGAAGCUUUUGCAACUGCAUUUUCCAAAUUAAAGCCAGAAUCUUCUCAGCAAACUGUCCAGGAAACAUUAAUAAUGAAAAGCAGCCAUAACUUUGACAACAAGAAGCACCUAGAAUUGACCUCUGCUGUAAUCAGCAUGAUUUGUGAGGGCAUGUUCCCUGCUUCGAUAUUGGAUGAACCUACAUUUAAAGCUCUUUUGAGAACAGCUGAUCCCCGGUAUGAAUUUCCAAGUAGAAAGUUUAUUUGCACACGAGUGUUGCCUGAAAAAUAUAAUGCGGUGAGAGAUGUCAUACUAAAAGAACUGACAGAUAUUUUGUGGUGUGGAAUGUCCACUGAUUUCUGGAGGAGCGAAAAUCAGAACCGAUCGUAUGUGACCCUUUCAGUCCAUUAUCUGUGCUCUGGGACUUCGCAUUUUUUAUCGGUAAAUUCACGGUUCUUAAAAACAUUUGAGGUACCAGAGGAGAACAAAGCUGAGACUAUAACACGAGUCCUAUAUGAAACCUUCAUUGAAUGGGGAAUAAAUUCCAAAGUAUUUGGUGCUACUACAGAUUACAGUAAAGACAUUAUCAAAGCAUGCUCCCUUCUGGAUAUCCCCGUGGUUAUGCCUUGCUUAGGUCAUACAUUUAAUAUGGGUAUACAGCAAGCCUUCCAACUACCAAAACUAUCUGGACUUCUUUCUAGGUGCAGAAAGCUAGUAGAAUAUUUUCAGCAGUCUUCCCUUGCAAUGUAUAUGCUAUGUGAGAAACAGAAACAGCAAAACCUAUUUCCUUGCAUGCUUGUAAGUGACCGUGUGUCCUGGUGGGGUAGUACUCUUUCCAUGUUGCAGCGUCUUAAGGAGCAACAAUUUACAAUUGCCGGUGUUUUGGUGGAGGACAGUAAUAAUCAUCAUCUCAUGUUAGAAACUAGUGAGUGGAAUACAAUUGAAGGUCUGGUGGACUUGCUACAGCCAUUUAAGCAAGUAGCAGAAAUGCUUUCUAUGUCAAAAUUUCCUACCAUUAGUAUGGUAAAACCUCUUCUGCAUAUGCUACUAAAUACAUCCCUGAACAUCAAAGACACUGACCUGAAAGAAAUCAGCAUGGCUAAAGAAGUGAUUGCUAAAGGUCUCUCAUCUACCUAUCAGCAGACGCCAGAAAUAGACAUGUUUCUAAAUGUGGCAACCUUUUUGGAUCCAAGGUACAAAAAGCUUCCAUUUCUAUCUGCAUUUGAACGAGCACAAGUUGAAGGUCGAGUGAUUGAGGAAGCUAAAAGCCUUUUAGACAGAGGGAAAGAAAACUACCGGGCUGAUGAUAAAGUUUUUUCAAUGUCUGAUGAACCCCCAGUAAAAAAAAGUAUGGUUUCUUCCACCCCACCACCUACCAGUAGCAUCAACAAUAUGUUGGCUGAAAUCUUCUGCCAGUCAGGAACGUCUGAAGACCCGGAGGAAUGGCAUGCACAAAUUGUAGAAGAAUUGAGCAAUUUUAAAUCACAAAAAGUUCUUGGUUUAAACGAGGACCCUCUGAAAUGGUGGUCUGACCGUUUGGCUUUAUUUCCAUUAUUACCAAAGGUGCUUCAAAAGUACUGGUGCAUUACAACCACAAGAAUCAUCCCUGAACGUCUCUUUAGUUCAUCAGCAAAUGUUAUAAAUGCAAAAAGAAAUAGACUUGCACCUGCACAUGUAGAUGAGCAGGUAUUUUUGUAUGAGAACACACGAAAUUGCUCCGAUGCAGAGCCAGAAGAUGACGAGGAAGGAGAGUGGGGCCUACAGCAAGAACCUUUUUUUAACAUAAAUGAAACUGUCAAUAUUGGCAGCAACUUCUUUACAGCAAGAGACAGUGGGUUCAUUUAAAUACUUUAAAAUGUUAUUAGUGAUAUUGAUAAUAAAGGUAUUUGUCAUACCAGCUACCAAAAAAGUUUUAACUGGAUGAGAUAUUUAAUGUAUAGACUAUUUUAGCCAUUACUAUGUAUAUGAGUUGUUGUCUACUUUAUAAAUACACACACUGCUCCUGGGCACAAAAUCUUCAUUAGCUAUUGGCAAGGAAAUUCAUCCCUCGUGAGUGUGACAUGCACCCUUUAGCCUUGCAGUGGUGAGUAACUUUUGUAAGGCUUGGCUAGUAGCGUAAAACUUGAAAUUUUAAACCUAGUAGUGCUCUACUAUCAUACUUCAAAUUACCAGGAAUAUAUUCGCCGGUGGUUUAGUAAUUUGUUCAGGGAAUUAUUUUUUUUUUUUUUUUUUUUAUCAAAACAUGUAAAUAUGACUGCAUGUAUUUUGUCAUACUCCCAACGAAAAAAGUGAAACGCUGCAUGUGUUAAGGAAGCAACAGACUUUAUGCUCAUUUAGUAGUUUCUGUGGUGGUGGUUCCUGAGAAAUUAAUUGUAAUUAAAUUGAAAGGGCAGUUAUUAUUUAAUAGAUGGCAUCCAUUGUUUCCAUACUACUCAGCACAACUCUUGAGAGCUUGGCCAGCAUGUGAGCCUAAUUGUUUCAGUUGGGGUAUGUGGAUUCAACGGUUGAUGUGCAUUGUUUGGCGGAUUCUGCAGAUCUCUCCUCCAGUCUCACAUUAUAUCAAGUUAUGACCACCGUAAUCACAGUCUGGAACACUUCAUUAGGAAAGCCACUUAUUGUAUAUUCCCACUUAUCAGGCUGAUCUGUACUUGACACGUGCCGCUGUUUGUGCUCUUUCUGAAAUGGGAAGCCACUGAGGUGGGAGAGAAAGGAUAUACUAACUCUCUCACAGAGGCUUCACAUAGUGAAGGAGUGGGGAGAGAACAUAAACACUAAUUGCUGCACUAGCUUAGCACAACACUAUACCACGAGGAUAAAUAAUGAAAGCUAAAUAAAUAUGGGCAUUAUAAGUAAGAGAUGUAUGAGUGUGUGUUAUUCUACAGCUACUUAUGUAUAGUUAGAGAGAAACACUAUGAGAAAGAAUACAUAAUAAAAAUAAAAAGUAUAUUCAAAGUCAUUGCUGAGUAGCUACAAAGCAACAUAUUCUAACAUGUUUAAGACCAUUAAAAUGCCUACUAGUAAGAAACCUGUUCAAAUCCCUGUUCACACAUUUGACAACUUACCAAGGCAUUAAAGGAACACUAUAGGGUCAGGAACACAAACGUGUAUUCCUGACCUUAUAGUGCUAAACCCACCAUUUAGCUGGCUUGCCCCUCCAUAGCCCCCCUGUAAAAGUUUAAAACUCACCUUAUUCCCAGCGCCGCGCGGGUCUGCCGGCACAGGCUCCGCCCACUUUGUGACAUAAUCAAAAUGGCCGAUUUUUAACCUAUCCAAUGCUUUCCCAUAUUGAAUCAAUGCGUCUUUAUGAGGAAAAUCCAGUGUCCCCAUAUGUGUGUUUGUAUGUGAGUGUGUCAGAUGGUGAGGCUGUGUGUGGGGUGAGUAUGGCUAAAUAAGUGUGUACCUUUUAUUUACCAUUUAUGCUCUGACAGUCAAAGAAUUAUUGUGAAUUAUGGGCUCCUAACUUUUAGCCAUGAAUCCUAAAAUGGAGCCCUAUUUUAGCCUACUGUUUUACUAAUGCAUUUGCCAGCUAGACAGUGCUUACCACUUAAAAACCAUCAACAGAUCAGGACAUACAUUUGUCUUACCCUGGGCUGUUUCUUCUUUACCUAUAGCCAUCUAUUCAACCAAAUUUUAAGGUAAAAUUUCAGAAGUUUUACUUGCUUUCUCUGAACUGAAACAUACAUAAAGCGGAUCCUCUACCUAUUAAACCACCAGAUAAAUAUAUGUUUGGCAGUAAAAAUCUCGUUGUUGACUAGAUAGUAGAUUUAAUUCCAGCACUAAUAGUUUAAACUGUUUUUAGAUAUUUAGACUGAUUGUAAGUUCUAAACCUUGAAUUAAGCAACCCAGCAAUAAUAUAAAGAUGGAUUGCUGUAUUAUUUAAAACUCUCAUUGAAAUGAGACGGCCACUAGAGGCACUCCCUGCUUGCUUGGCGACUUUUGGUCGCCUAGCUAACGCUGGACGUCCUCAUGCUCUGCAUGAGGACAUCUGCCAUCAGUUAAAUCCCAUCGGAAAGCAUUAAAGCAAUUAGUCAAAGGAGGUGGAGCACCGACCAAGCUCUGAGGGACAUAGUAAGCGCUGGAAGUGUUACAAGACUUUUAAACCCUUGCAGCGCCAGUGGGGGGGCACGAGGGAGGGGCCCCAGAAGGAUAUGAUAGCAUUAGAAAUACACUUUUGUAUUCAUAAUGUUACAAUGUUCCUUUAAUAUUUGUUGAUAAGAAAUUCCGUAAAAAUGUAUAAUUC
Molecule: messenger RNA, 4601 nt
Organism: Pelobates fuscus (common spadefoot toad)
Lineage: Eukaryota; Metazoa; Chordata; Amphibia; Anura; Pelobatidae
Gene: ZBED1
Product: zinc finger BED-type containing 1
Exons: 2
Coding region: 125-2206 (693 amino acids)
Biological process (GO): regulation of transcription by RNA polymerase II
Cellular component (GO): nucleus
Molecular function (GO): DNA binding; protein dimerization activity
Source: RefSeq, a predicted model, not a curated record